This is a messenger RNA of Zeugodacus cucurbitae (melon fly), 3114 nucleotides long. It is a transcript of the gene IntS4, whose product is annotated as integrator complex subunit 4. The coding region runs from base 104 to 2950 and encodes 948 amino acids. Gene Ontology annotation, cellular component: integrator complex. NCBI's taxonomy places the organism in Eukaryota, Metazoa, Arthropoda, Insecta, Diptera, Tephritidae. Gene Ontology annotation, biological process: snRNA processing. The transcript has 3 exons. The record is from RefSeq and is a predicted model, not a curated record.
AUUGUGAAUGGUCAUUCAGUAAAGAUGAAGAGCUAUUUCUGAGUUUCUUUCUGUUUGUUUUGAUAAGUAAAUUGCAAAAGUUUAGAAUUAAAUUAAUUGUGAAAUGACCACCGCAAUGAAAAGGCCACAUUCCGCUACAGAAACUAUUGAAGUUUCUCAAAAACCCUCGAAAAAGAUACGAAUUCAAACUACAAUUAAAACGAAUACCGGCAGCAAGCUACUGCAGAUACUUGUCUCUUUGGAUGGCGUACCGGCUGGGCAUGGUGCACAAGGCAGCAAGGAAUUGUUGGAAGUGUUAGUAAAGAUCGCAGAUGAGCUUGUAUUAGAAGACGCACAGAUUGGUGAAGCACAAGAUGUUAUACACCGUCUAAUGGAAAUAUAUCGACAAGAACGUGAUGGAGACACCAUAGUUCGAGUUAAAAUUCUCGGUUUGCUUGCCGAUUUCGCUGAAGUACGUGUACCUGAAGUGGUAAAUGCGCUGGUUGAUGGUAUUAUCGGUGUUUUAAAGCAGGAGCGUUCGCAAAAAGUUAUAGCCCAAGGCUUGUAUAGUUUACAUAAAAUAGGCACUAAAAAUCUAAAAUUAUUACCCUCAACUCAUGUGACGAAAAUAGCACACUUUGCACAGCAACAGCUCACUUCCGAUUCACAUCACACACAUAAAUAUGCCUUGAUGGUGCUGUCAGCUUUUGUAACGCUAAAUGAUGCCAGGAAAGGUGUUAUGGAUUUGAUUGGUCACUAUGCUGACUCACAAGAUUCGGGAGUGCGUGCGCAAGCGUUACGAUCUAUAUUAUGUCUGGGAGAACGUGGUGCUGUCUUGUCACCAACCUUAUAUCAACGUGCUGUAGAAGCGAUGAAGGAUGAUUAUGAGUGUGUACGAAAGGAAGCUCUGCAAUUGGUGUUUCAACUUGGCGUAAGUCAUCCAGAUCACAUUAUAACCGGUGGAGAUGAUGAUGAAGAAAUGCGUUUGAUUGAUGCUGCAUUUGGAAAAGUCUGUGGCACACUAUGUGAUCUUUCGAUACAGAUACGCACACAGGCCGCUGAACACUUGGGUCUUAUGACACAAGUCAGUUCGGAGUUUUUGCAUCAAACGCUCGAUAAGAAACUAAUGAGCAACUUACGACGCAAGAAAACCGCGCAUGAACGUGGUGCGCAACUUGUGGCAAGUGGCGAAUGGUCGACUGGCAAACGCUGGGCUGAUGACGCACCACAGGAGCGACUCGACUCUAAGUCCAUAUCGUUGGUAGCAAGUGGCGCUUGUGGUGCAUUAGUGCACGGUUUGGAGGAUGAAUUUCUCGAAGUGCGUACAGCGGCUGUGGACUCCAUGUGUAAAUUAGCGUUGAGUAAUCCAGAUUUCGCCGUGACGUGUCUGGAUUUCUUAGUCGAUAUGUUCAAUGAUGAAAUCGAAGAUGUACGUUUGAGGUCUAUUUAUAGUCUCACAGCGAUUGCACGACAUAUUGUUUUACGUGAGGACCAACUAGAAACCAUGCUUAGCGCGUUGGAAGACUAUUCGGUUGACGUGCGCGAGGGAUUACACUUGAUGUUGGGCGCAUGUCGUGUUUCAACACAGGCUUGUCUUCUCAUGGUUGUACAAAAAUUACUUGAUGUACUCUCCAAGUAUCCACAAGAUAAAAACUCCACUUUCGGUUGUAUGCGUAAAAUUGGGCAAAAGCAUCCCAAUCUCUGUAUGGCCGUCACUUCUCAUCUGCUGCAAGACCAUCCAUUUUUUGACAGCGCCGAGCGUGAUGUCGAAGACCCCGCAUAUCUUUGCAUACUCAUUUUACUGUUUAACGCCGCUGAGCAUCUGGUAUCCCUGAUCAGUUUAUUUCCUGACGUCACACUCAAGCAUUACGCCUACCUGCGCGAUGCCAUGCCACACAUCGUACCACAAUUACCGAUUGAGGGUGCUUCCACCACGAAGCCCAUAAAUCCACUAAAAGGCGCCGAGAGCUCACGCGAAUACUUGAAUACCAUACUCCAGCAUAUACACGAAAUUUUCAGCAUCGUCCGUGAAAGAGUGCCGCUGCUAAAGACGGCGCAGAGUAACCUUAAACGUUUGGGUGAAAUCGAUCCGGAAAUGUAUGGCACCGCCAACUUCUUGGAAACAUUUCUGGCCGCGCAAAUCCAGUUGGAUCAGUUGCAAAGCUGCACCACCACACAGCGCAGUCGCGCCCCCUUGAAGGAGUCUCUGGCGCAACUCAUACGCAAUUGUCUGAAGUUGCAACACAUCUUCUCGGGCCUCACCUAUGGUGACAUGUUGUUGGUUAAACAAAUUUGCUUGCGUGCCAGCGCGCUCCACCUCGUGCUAAUAGUGCGCGAUCGCUCACAAAGUGCGCUCGGUCCGUGUCAAAUGUUGUUGCAAACAGCAGCCGAUAUUAGUAAUUUCCUCGACGAGAAGGAGGACUUUCAACCAGAUACGUUUACUACAUCGCUACUCUCGCUAUUGGGCAAUAUACCGGAUCCAAAACCGGGUCGUGUAUUUCGUGAAAUAUUGCCGUUGGUGGAGAGCGCUUCACCCGUGCACAUGCCGCCGGCCAACAUCAACAUACGCAUGUGUGUGGCGCGCAUUGUCGAGCCAUGUGCGCAAAUGGCACAGGACAAUGUCAUUAAAGUGACGGCUGGUUUGAUAGCGGCAUUGCCUUUUGUGGCCGAGUUCGAUAACUUGCAGGAGACACAAAUGCAAGAAAUGCGUAUUAAGAUUAAGUAUCCCGAUCAACAUGUGCACACCGUGGUGCCGAAGCUGUCGGACUUCAAGAAGAUUAUGACCGAGCAGGGUGAGCAUGAGACCAGCAUGCGUCUGCGCACCACCAUUUUGCUCUCGCACAGCGUCUGGACGGAGGCUUCAUCGGUGGACAUAACGCUGUGUCUGUCUGUGCGGCCGGGCACUGAGCUGGAGUUGUGUAAGCCGGCUAAAAUACUUUUCGCACCGAAACCCGUACGCCGUGGUAUCUAGUAUGGACAUGUUGAAGUAUUAAGUGUGUAUGCGAAUGUUUGUUGCUCUUUGAUUACAUACCAAUUUGUGUAAUAUUAUACUUUUAGUUAAGGACGAAAUGUUAAAUGUGAACAAAAGUAGAACAUUUAUUUUCUUACAUAAUAAAAAACACUAUAUAAAGAACA